AUGGGUGCGAAAGACUCUAAAAGAAGUUGUUUGAGCUAUGAAGAUGCUGUCAAGCGAAUGAGCGAUGCCGAGCUGAAGCGCGUAUGCGAGGCCUUCAAGCGGCUGACGAACGGCGGCCAAUCGCUGUCGCCCGCUGCUUUCACGCAGCACGUGCUCGGCGACGGCGUGCCUGCCGCUAUCGCCGAUUGGCUGUACGCGGCGUGCGGGGGCGGGGCCAGAGGUAUCGCGCUCAGGGAUCUAGUGUGCGGGCUGGUGCUGCUCACGAAAGGGUCGCAGGAGGAGAAAAUCAGGUUCUUGUGGACCCUUUAUUGCAACGACUCUGGUACUCACAUAACCAGAAGCGAGUUCCAGAGCGCUCUUCAAAUAGAAGGAACUCUACCGCCACCUGAUGGUCCUUCAAAGCCCAACCUCGUAUGGGACCGUACCAUAAUUUCAUUAUUCGGAGUCAACCAGGAUAAAGUCAGUUUUGACGAUUUCAAGGCUUGGAUCAUCUAUAAUAAAGAUUCAACUGUUUUGUCGAAAUGGUUAUUGUCCAAUCCGUGCGUGUCUCUAAGUUCGGAAUUAGAAACUCCGACUUUCUAUCAGACUUUGGCAGGCGUCACUCAUUUGGAGGAGCAAGACAUCUGCGAGCUGGAAAAAUGCUUUUGGGCCUUGCAGAGUGCCUCGACGAGUGGCCAUCUCGAUUUCAAUUGCUUGAAGUCGUUGGUCUGUCCCCCAGUGCCUCUGAAAGCUUGUAAAGGGUUAUUUCUUGCGUUAGAUGUCAACCGAGAUGAUCAUGUCGAUUUCAAGGAGCUGUGUUGUGGUAUAUCUGCCGCUUGUAGGGGUCCAAUGGUGGAGAGAAUGAAGUUUUGCUUCAAGAUCUUCGACAUGGACCGAGACUGCUACCUGAACGCCGAAGAAGUCCAGCACAUGACGCAAACUCUCCACUUCAUCGCCAACGAGAACAAACACACCUACUCAUCCCCUGAGCCCCACCAAACCCACCUGGGAGACGACCGAGACAGACCCAAAAUGGAGACCCACCGGGCAACGAUGGAGGGUCUGAAAGACAGGCUGGACGAGCAAGGGGGGCUCAGCCAGGAGGAUUUCCUGGUGUGGAGCGUCGAAGACAACGGUUUGUUGGCUCCAUUGCUGGAGCUGCUGUUCCAGGUGUGCCACGUGUCGUUGGGGCUAAGGCCGCACUGUCGUCACAACGAGUAUGAGAUAGUGAUGGGAUGGUUGGAGCGAGAAGAACGUCGCGGCUUCCACGUAGGCCAGUUCUGGUACCUGGUUGCCUCCGAUUGGUGGCAGCAGUGGCUGACUUACACUUCCGCCUCACGCACCAACCUCGACUUCUGCAGCUGUCGCCGGGAGCCUCGCACUCCCGUCGAAGAGGGUAUCGUUUGUGAUGAAAGUCUGGUGAGCAACAACACCGAUUGCACGUCCACUUCCAACGAUUUCAAUUCCAACAGCAUCGAGUCGAUGGGAGAUUUGCUAGGACGAGGAGAUAGUUCCAGCAUUGCUUCCAGCUCAGGAGUGUCGAGCAGCUCUGGCACCGGCCAGAAAAGGAGUUUGGGACAACCUGGACCCAUUGAUAACUCCAGCUUGAUUGCCGAACCCAUGUCCAAAGUACAAACUCUCACAGGAGAAGGUGGCCGGUUGAAGCGAGACAUGACCCUGGUGCAACGCAGAGACUUCGAACUGGUGCCGGAUUCGCUGUGGAAGGCUUUGUCGAUGUGGUACGGCGGCCCUUUGCCGUUGCCUCGUCAAGUCAUUCGGCCGCCCGGCCGCCAGGAAGUGGAGUUGGAGCUGUAUCCGCUCAACUUGAGGAUAUUGAGGCACAGCCCGCAGCAGAGCGCCAGCACGGCUUCUUGGAGCAGCGUGGUGGGCGGCUACGGCGUCGCCGCUCUGAGCACCGCCGGCCUCACCGCCACCGUCAGCUCGGCCACGCGCCGCUAUCUCGCGCACACCGCCGCCUUUUCACGCCUCUCCACCGUGCAACAGGUGGCCGACUUUCUGUGCCACCGGCUGGCGCUGCGGUCGGAGGACGCGCGCCUCUGGUUGUUCAGGGCCAACGCGACCAGCCUGCUCGACGACGAUAACGCCACGUUGCAGGAGCUGGGCAUAGCCGAUGCCGAUCAGAUCUUGUUGGAGGUGAGGAACAAGGAUUUGACGUGGCCUGAAGAAUUAGGCCAGUUGGUGGCCAGUGGCGGACACGAUGUAGGAUUGAGCGUCGAAAGGAGGCCGACGAUAUGUCUGCCCCCAGGUGCUACCGGUCUCCAUAACCUCGGCAACACCUGCUUCAUGAAUGCCGCGCUGCAAGCGGUCUCUAACACACGCCCUUUGACCCUUUACUUCAGGCGGGACAGCCAACUCACCGAAUUGAACAGCGCCAACCCUUUGGGCACCAAGGGUACUGUGGCCAGGCGAUACGCGGAGCUGUGUAGGGAGCUGUGGGCUGGGUCGACUCGAAGCGUCGCUCCUUUGAAGUUCAGGUGCUGUGUAACCAAACAUGCACCCCAACUCGGUGGAGGCGGUCAGCAUGAUUCACAGGAACUGUUGGCGUGGCUUUUGGACUCUCUGCACGAGGAUCUGAACAGGGUGGCAAAGAAACAGUACAUGGAGCUGAAGGACAGCGGCGGCAGGCCCGACGAAAUCGUGGCAGAAGAGGCCUGGUUGCAACACCUGAACAGGGACCAUUCCAUCAUCACCGAUCUUUUCUACGGACAGCUCAAGAGCAAAGUCACUUGUCAAACUUGCGGACAUGAAUCGGUGAGAUUCGAUCCGUUCAAUCUUCUCAGCUUGCCUUUGCCGAUGGAGAGUUUCACAUUGUGUGAAGUUUUGGUGGUGAGGUUGAACGGUGAGUGCCCGGUGAAGUACGGCAUGCGCCUCAACUCCGACGCCAGAUACCUCGAGCUGAAGCAGCAGCUGUUCGAGCUGUGUGGCGUCAAGCCGGACAGCUUGCUGCUGGCAGAGGUGGCGUCAUGCCAGAUACGCACCACCCUGCAGGACGAGGCCAAGAUCCACCCCGGCACCGCCACCGAAUUGUACGCCUACGAGGUGCCAGACGCCAGCGAGGUCGUUGCGAGGGAGGAGUCCGAAGACGAACCAGGCGUCGAGACGGAGGUUUGCGUAAGCCCUUUAGCGAGAAGUCCCGAGGUAAGCGCUGGUUCGGCCCUAUGCAUGCCCAACAUUCUAUGCUUCAAGGUAUGCACGUACCCAGCUAGCCUAAUACUUAAUAACAGAACGAAGCAAGGGGCUCAAGAACCCAGAAUAAGCAAUUUGUCGUUCAAAAAACCCUCAAUUUCGAUACAUUCCAGUGCUUCAACUGCCACAGUUUCCUCUCAGAACAGCCAGAAGUGUCCUUCUUACCUUGUCGCCGUACACAGAAAGUGCGUGCGACAAGAAACCUAUUUCCUUUCUCAACAAAAAAGCAAACCCAGUCUCUUCGGAUUGCCACUCCUUCUAGGAUUCAGCGACAGUAGAACAUGUCAGAGCUUGUACGAAGCUGUAUGGGGUCAAGUGACGAGACUGUUGAGCCCGCUGCCGCAGAGCGAUCAAACCAACCACGCCACAGACUGUGAUGAUUCUUUGGGGUACGAAUUUCCCUUCACAUUGAAGGCGGUGCUUCAAGGUGGCCAAAUCUGUGCCAUCUGCCAUUGGACGCGGUUCUGUCGAGGUUGCGCCAUCCCUUGCACCGAUGAUCUAGUAGUCGACUUCUGCAAUGGCGCCCAACACAACAUGUGCAUUUCGAUCGACUGGGACCCGACCGCUUUGCAUUUGAGGUAUCAGAGCAGCAGGGAAAAGUUAUGGAUCGAGCAUGAAUCCGUGGCUAUUUAUAGAAAGUUACAUACAGAACCAAUCGAUCUAGACUACUGUUUGAGAGCUUUCACUUCUGAGGAAAGACUAGAAGCCAAAUACCAUUGCAGUAACUGUCAAGACAAACAGCCUGCUACCAAGAAACUGCAGAUUUGGAGGCUUCCCCCUAUUUUGAUCAUCCACUUGAAGCGCUUCGACUUCGUCAACAGCAAAUGGGUGAAGACGCAAAAACUGGUCAACUUCCCGUUCAAGGACUUCGAGCCCACGGCCUAUUUGGCGUCGGUGCCGCAAGAAACCAUCUUGCGUCACAAGCAGUUGCAGGAAAAAAGGGCCGAAGAGCUGGAAAGAUCUUGUGAUAACCAGCCGGCCCGCAUCGAAGAGGAGAACGAAUCGAAUUGCUCGGACGCAUCGGAGCGGAGCACCAACAAACCAGCCGCGGAAAAUUGCAAGUUGCUCGGCGAGAAGAAGGAUAGAUCGGGGGAUGGGAGUGGGGGAAAGAGGGGCAGGUUGGAGUCGACUAGUUUGUUGAAGACGCCGAUAAUAGACGAACAUUUGCGGGAUUAUCACCAGCAUAAAUUGUUGCCGGGGCAGGAUCCCUUCGAUUUGAGAUAUCAGUUGUAUGCUGUCGUGAGCCACUCUGGCCUUCUCAACGGUGGCCAUUACAUCUCGUACGCGUGCAACCCGAACGGCCACUGGUACUGCUACAACGACAGCUCCUGUCGCGAAGUACUCUCCGAUCCCGACUCCACCACGACCCAAUCCGGCCCCACCCCUGCCAAAUCCACUCUGUCGUUGGACAGGUCCGCCCAAUCGACCCAGUCGUUAGACAGGUCCGCCCAAUCGAUCCAGUCGUUGGAUAGAUCUGCCCAAUCGACAGUGUCGUUGGAUUCAAGAGGUUCGGGCGGUAGUACUCCAUUGGGCAGGCGAAAGAAUGUGGGAAGGAAGUCGAGUUCGGGCAGCUCGACGGAGCGAGAAGAGAGAGAGGGGAACGAGAGAGAGACGAGGAGUAGGGAGAGCUCGCGAUCGAAUUCGGUGUGUUCGGUGGACAAGCUGGGAAUCGCGACGGAAGGUAUCAACGAGAAGCUCUUGAAAGACUCCCCUCACUCGAGCAGGCGCUCGUUGAACGACUUCAAGUGCCCCUACGGUGACGUCAAAGUGCCCAAAAUCGACACCAGCUCUGCUUACAUCCUUUUCUACGAGCGGUCCGGGCUGGAUUACCAACCUUACUCCCCCAGGGUAGUACCCAAUGGUAGACAACAAGUGCCUAUGGAAGAUUUGGAAGAAAGCGAGUCAGAGUUGAGGAAACAGUUGUGUUCCAUACAGUAA
This is a messenger RNA of Phaedon cochleariae (mustard beetle), 5124 nucleotides long. NCBI's taxonomy places the organism in Eukaryota, Metazoa, Arthropoda, Insecta, Coleoptera, Chrysomelidae. The record is from the annotation of a GenBank genome assembly.